GUGGAUUUAUCCUACAUCCGUCGUAACAAUCGCUGGUUUGGGUGCAGGGGCGUCGGUGGCUGUUAACGAAGUUUGCGCUAAUUAAACAAAAGCACAGAAAUAAGCCUUACUUUCGUCUCUCCCAGUCGUUCUCUAGCACGUGCACUCUUGUGAAACUGCCUAAACGGUAGCUACCUACAUUUCCACAUAGCCAAUGCUGAGUAAGUUAACGCAACUAGUUGGCUAGCUAGCUCACCAGAAAAAGAUAGUCAACCAAACAAACGGAAUUCUCCUGUAAAUUUUAGUUGUUGUAAAAACACAGUCUACUUUUCCGUGCAGUUUCAGGAUAUAGACACACUUGGUAUCUUUGAUUAAAAAAGGAAUGAUCGUCGCCUCUGGAGGAAAUUCAGAGCUAGAAAUGGAGGACUUGCUGGAAAAGAUAAAAGAAAUGCAGCAAGGAAAACAAGUUCUGGAAGAAGAUUUGAAGCAGGCUCAGUUGCUCAGAAAAAAUCUUCAAAAGGAACUUGAUACUUUGCAUGCCAAGCAGUACCAAAUGGAGGCGAUUGAAAAGGAAAAAGAAGAGUCUUACAAGGUCCUGCAGUUCAAGUGUGAUGAGCUGGAAUGUGAAGCAAAGAGACUGCUUCAGCUGAACAGCAAGAGUGAGGCGCUCAUAGAGCAGUACACCUUUCAAAUCCAGGAGGCCAGAUUAAAACACAGAAAACAACGGAUGAAAUUUGAGAAUCAGCUUCAACAACUGAUUGAGCAGCAUAAAAAUCUGUAUUCAGUUUAUUCCCCUGACAGACUACCUUCAGAAAUUGAGAAUCUUGAAAAUGUCAGACUACAACUUUUGAAAGCAGAACAGGUGAAGCUGGGACAGCUGAAUUGCGUUGCUGAGGAGAUUAAGCAGGCACUAUCAGACACCAAAGCCUGAAUUCCUAAAAAAGAUGGCUGCAUAUGCUGCAAGCGUGUAUUCUAGUUUGUUUUCCUGUUAAUAUUCAGAUUGUUGCUGAAUAUUAUUAAAUUAAGCUGUAUAGUUGCAGAAAUACAGUCAAAUUAAAUUGUAUUUAAUUGACCCUUUUAGCACUGUCCGUUCCCAAUUGCUUCCUUUCUGUUUUUCUCUGUUCUUGAAAUUCUGGUGUA
Messenger RNA from Conger conger (European conger), 1119 nucleotides. RefSeq lists its product as uncharacterized. The record is from RefSeq and is a predicted model, not a curated record. Lineage: Eukaryota; Metazoa; Chordata; Actinopteri; Anguilliformes; Congridae. Bases 362 to 910 code for a protein of 182 amino acids. Gene Ontology annotation, cellular component: synaptonemal complex. Gene Ontology annotation, biological process: synaptonemal complex assembly. The transcript is spliced from 9 exons.